This is a messenger RNA of Acanthocheilonema viteae, 273 nucleotides long. The record is from the annotation of a GenBank genome assembly. Lineage: Eukaryota; Metazoa; Nematoda; Chromadorea; Rhabditida; Onchocercidae.
AUGACAUCAUCAGGAUUUAUUUUAUGCAUAUUAUUAAUUGCGCAAGGAGUUCAAGGAUGGUGGUAUCCGGGCAGUUAUGGUUAUGGUUAUGGUUAUGGUUAUCACGGUGCGCCCUUUUUUCAUCCUUAUGGCGGAUAUGCGCCAUAUAAUCCAGGCUAUCAUCAUCCGGCUUACCACAAUUACCACGUUAAUCAUGCGAUUUCUACGAAUCUGGGAGCAAGUGUUGGUGCCGCGCUUGGCUCAUUGGCUGCAAGUGUUGGUAAAAAGAAAUGA